AUGAGGUGGUUACCGUUCCUCGGGCUAGUGGCCCUACCAGCUGUUCGUGGCGUUGCUCCUACAGACUUCCUGCAGGACACCGACGCAGCGCAAUCUGGUUAUUUGCCGAAUCACAACAUAUCCCCCGCCAUUGCGAGCACAUUCGUUCUCAACUGGAAAAUAGCAUUCAAUACAAACGAAGCAUUUUAUGCCAAGCCUCUCGUUUGGACACCGCCAGGUGCUUCGAGCGAGCAAGUCAUCGUGGUCUCCAAUCAAAAUAUCAUCAGAAUUUUGGAUGGAUUGACUGGCACCGUGAUUAACCAGAGAAUCCUUGAUCCUCCUUUCCAGGCAGCCGACUCCAGCUGUGGAGAUAUCCCGUUUACCAUUGGUAUAACAGGCACACCAAUUAUUGACCCGGGUACAGAUAUCAUGUACCUUUUUUCGAAGGGAUACAAAGGAGGUGCUACUGGAUCUGGAACUCUCAACGGGCAAUAUAAGUUCUAUGCUAUCCAACUUCCUAGUCUCAACGAUGUUUUCCCCGCAGUCAUCAUCGAUGGGCACUUUGCAGACAACGACCAUACCCGUUAUUUCGUCGGCGGUACGGUACUUAACCGGCCUGGUCUAGCAAUGAUUGGGAACACGGUUAUUGGAGGCUUCGGUGGGCACUGCGAUAACUUUAAUUACACAGGCAUGCUUGUUGCUAUGAGCAAGACAAAGGGAGUCGGAGUAACUAGCAUUAUGGCAAUGGAAGCUAAUCCCGGCGCGCCUCAACCCCAACAAUUGGACUAUACGAAACAAGGUGGUGGUAAGGCUGGAAUCUGGCAGUCGGGAUUUGGAAUUGCAGCCGAUACUGCCAACAACAGAGUUUUCUUUGUCACUGGCAAUGGAGCGGGUGGAGCUGGUGACAACGGCAAGGGAACUCCAGCUAGUGGAAAGGUCCCGAUUAGUACUCUCCAGCAAGCAACUGUCGACAUGGGGUUGUCCGCCGCAGGUGUUUUCUCCCAACGGGACUACUUCGAGCCCUUCGAAUAUGCUUCUCUUGAUGGAGGGGACAUUGAUUUCGGGUCAUCUGGAGCUGCUCUCCUAGAUCCCAUUUUCUCCGGCGGAGGGGUUAAUCGAGUGGUCGUGGCAGGGGGCAAGAGUGGCAAGAUCUAUUUCAUGGACGCCGACAAUCUUGGAGGAUUUGCCAUGGGGAGCGGCGGAUCAGAUGCUGUUUUACAAACGAUCACGAGCUCGAACAAACUUUUAAGUGGUGUUGCAAGCUACCCAGCAGAAGGCGGAUAUGUCUAUUAUUGCCCUACUUCACAGGGCGGUACCGGAGCGCUUCUCACUGCCUACAAAUUUAAUGGAGGUGGAGGCAAGCCUCAAUUUACGCUUGCAGGGAAAUCUGCCAUUCAGUUCGCCGGUGUUGGAGCACCCACAGUCACCAGUCUGAAUGGACAAGCUGGGACUGGAAUUGUAUGGCUGGCAGACGUCAACAACGGCUUAGUGGCUUAUAAUGCGAUCCCAAAUGGGAAUGUCUUGUCGCCAAUCUCCAUGGGUUCCACUGGACGUCUGCAGAAGUACCAGCGCCCCUCAUUCGGCAAUGCAAGAGUGUACACCACCGAGACGAACCAAAUCUUGGGAAUAGGGCCAUCCACAACACCUGCAAUCACGUGUACACCCAGCCCAGUUGGCUUUGGAACUGUGGUCGCUGGUGUUACGAAAAAUAUCAACGUCAAAUGCACAGCUGGUGCAAAAUCCCUAACACUGAACGGAUGUUCCACCAACCUAGACGUCUUCCAAUGUUCAGGGGUGCCAGCUACCGUGGCCGCGGGCGGAUCUUUCACCAUGGUCGUUACACUCAAUCUGACCUCGGCUGCGAUCGAACUGACACGACAAAACCAUAACAUCGAUGUCAAGCCCGGUGCUAUCGCUGGCUCUCUCGCUCUCAAUGCUCCCAGUGGAAACAUCCCACUUGCUAGUCUCUCGCUGACUGGAACGGUUUCGGCUUCCGGAGGAUAUAUCGAUCUUAGCGCCGUUCAGAUCGACUUUGGUGGACUGACGAUAGGUAGCUCGUCAACAGCCACUCUGGUUGUGAAUAAUGAUGGUGCUGGAACAUUGACCUUUACCGGGUUUGCUUACCGGAGUGCCUACAAUGCCCCAUACACAAAUGUCACUACAUCUGGAAAACCCGUUGUGGUUGGAGGUGCAUUUACGGCGACGGGCUUCCCAACAAAUGGCGCCACGAUUGUAGCAGCUGGCAGCACUACGAUCACUCUCACUUUCACGCCAACCACUACCGGAUCCUCGACCUCGAUACUAACUUUCUGGUCCAACGGUGGAUGGCAGGAGGUCAUGCUGGUGGGAACAGCGUCAGCAUGCACAACGUCAUGCUCUACCACAUCAAGUACGAGUAGUUCAGUUAUCUCCUCGAGCAUUUCAUCAAGUUCCUCUGUUUCACACAGCAGCACAACGUCCUCCUCCACUGGCCCCUCCACCAUAAGCGCCACAACAACCACCUCCUCAUCUACCCUCGUCACCGUAACCUCCUCUUCCAGCACCUCAACGGCAACAGGCUACGCAUACAUGGGCUGCUUUUCAGACCUGUCAACCGGACACGCACUGCCCCUGCUCCUAGCAAACAACUCCAUCACGCCGCAAGUCUGCGGAUCUCUCGUCUCCUCUCUCGCUUCCAAACCAACACCUACCAUUUACCCCUUCUACUACGUAGAGUAUCACCGCGAAUGCUAUGCUGGGAGCAGUUUUGCAUUUGGCACGAGCGCUGUGACGAGUUUGUAUGGAAGGCACGCUUGUACGGAUAUUUGUUCUGGGAGUGUGGGGGCGACGAGCACGGGGACCGCAAUGUGUGGCGGUGCGAAGCAAUUUAAUCUUUAUGCUACGAAGAGUAGUGUGCCGUUUGCCGUGGCGACUACUGCGAGUGUGUAAUGGCUCUGGUGUUUAUUGUGCAGUUGGUUCAUGGAGAGGGAAAUUUGUAUACGAUAUACCAGUUCAGAGUUGGAAACACC
This is a messenger RNA of Hyaloscypha bicolor E, 2987 nucleotides long. RefSeq lists its product as uncharacterized. Lineage: Eukaryota; Fungi; Ascomycota; Leotiomycetes; Helotiales; Hyaloscyphaceae. The record is from RefSeq and is a predicted model, not a curated record. Bases 1 to 2907 code for a protein of 968 amino acids. The transcript is spliced from 9 exons.